CUUGGGGGUGGCCCAAUUGCCGGUGUAUGACGUCAAUACAGAGACCCCCUCUCCGACCGUAUAAAUACCACCUGACUCGCCCGUAUUCUUUCCUUUUCAUGCGUGGCACAUCCGCUUUCUGCAUAUAAAUCCAAAAUACCACUCCGAAGCUUACUUCAACAAGCAUCAUGGGCAAAGAGAAGAUUCACAUUAACCUUGUGGUCAUCGGCCACGUCGACUCCGGCAAGUCGACCACCACCGGCCAUCUUAUCUACAAGUGCGGUGGCAUUGAUGAAAGAACCAUCCAAAAGUAUGAGAAGGAAGCCUCAGAGAUGGGCAAAGGUUCCUUCAAGUACGCCUGGGUGCUGGACAAGCUGAAGGCCGAGCGUGAGCGUGGUAUCACCAUCGACAUUGCCCUGUGGAAGUUCGAGACCCCCAAGUAUUACUGCACCGUCAUCGACGCCCCUGGUCAUCGUGAUUUCAUCAAGAACAUGAUCACUGGAACAUCUCAGGCUGACUGCGCCGUCCUUAUCGUGGCUGGCGGUACUGGAGAGUUCGAGGCUGGCAUUUCCAAGAACGGACAGACGAGAGAGCACGCUCUCCUUGCUUUCACUCUGGGUGUCAAGCAACUGAUUGUCGGCGUCAACAAGAUGGACUCCACUGAGCCACCGUACAGCGAGUCCCGAUUCAAGGAGAUUGAGAAGGAAGUCAGCGCAUACGUCAAGAAAGUUGGCUACAAUCCUAAGGCCGUGGCAUUCGUUCCCAUUUCUGGCUGGCACGGAGAUAAUAUGUUGGAGCCAUCUCCAAAGAUGAGCUGGUACAAGGGUUGGGAAAUUGAACAAGUAGAGGUGAAAGAUAACAAGAAAACAACUAAGAAAUCCAGUGGAAAGACGCUUGUCGAGGCCUUGGACUCGAUCAUGCCGCCACAGCGGCCUUCAGAUAAGCCUCUUCGUCUACCUCUGCAGGAUGUCUACAAAAUCGGAGGUAUUGGAACAGUGCCAGUGGGUCGUGUGGAGACGGGUAUCAUCAAGCCAGGUGUCGUGGUCACUUUCGCUCCGCCCAAUAUCACCACUGAGGUCAAGUCUGUGGAGAUGCACCACGAGUCUCUCCCUGAGGCCCUCCCCGGCGAUAACGUAGGCUUCAACGUCAAGAACGUGUCCGUCAAGGAGAUCAAACGUGGGAUGGUGGCCGGCGACAGCAAGAACGACCCCCCUAGGGGGGCUGCCAGUUUCAAGGCGCAGGUUAUCAUCCUGAACCAUCCCGGGCAAAUCCAUGCUGGUUACGCUCCGGUGCUGGACUGCCACACGGCCCACAUUGCCUGCAAGUUCGCCGAGCUUCUGGAGAAGAUUGACCGCCGUUCCGGCAAGAAGUUGGAAGAUCUUCCCAAGAUGGUCAAGUCCGGCGACGCAGCCAUCAUCAAUCUGAUUCCCUCCAAGCCCAUGUGCGUGGAGUCCUUCAACGACUACCAGCCCCUAGGGCGUUUUGCCGUGCGCGACAUGAAGCAGACAGUCGCCGUGGGUGUCAUCAAGGAGGUCACUAAGAAGGACCCAGCCGGCGGCAAGACCACCAAGUCUGCCCAGAAGGCUAGCAAGAAGAAGUGAUGGCAGGUCCUCACGACCGCUGCCUCAAGCAAGCCCUCGCAGAGGGCCUGCUCAACAAAACCAAACCGUUCUAGCGAUCUUAAAACCAUAACCCUUAUCAGUGUUCUCAGAAACCAAGUAGUGAAACCGUUGAUUAAAGUUGUAAAGCCCUUCGAGUCUAAGGCGCAGAGAGAAGGCAUUAACCACAGAAAGUUCUUCCGAAGGAAAAACUGAUUUUGGCUAAUAGAAAUUUUAAGAGCACAUUAAUUUUGCAAUUAUUUUGUGAUUGUAAAGCACUCGCUUAAAAGUACUGUCAAGUUCUGAAUUGUUUUCCUCAUCUCUCCAACACAUGUGAAGGCAAUGUGGAGAUUGAACAAAAAUGUCAAAAAGCCAUGCAUGAACAUUAUUGCUUGGUAUUUUUGUUUUUUAUUCCAUGCAUUGGAACUAUACAUUUCCCCAGAAGGGUUUAAAAAAAAAGUUGCAAAUUGUAACGUCAUGUUUUAUUUGUUAAACAAUCAUGGCCAUAUACAAUGUUGAAAAGAAAUCUAACUGUGGAGGAACGACUCGAAAUUACGUUGGUGUUUUUGUGAGAUGUGAACUUAUGAGACGUCCAGUGUAACUUCAGUUUGCCAAAAUGACUGUCAUUGUUUGGAGAAACCCCAAAGAAUGGGUCGUGUUAACAACGAGGAGUCUUUGGAAAAGGAAUAUUGUAGGAAAGCAGGAAUAUUGGAAAAAGUGCCACAUUUUUCUUGCAGCGUGUACAUGCGAAUACUCGUUAAGUUUCUCAAAAAUUUUAUUUCCGAAACCCGCAGCGGCUGUUGCUAAACACAUGUACAUGUACUUUGUUUUGUGGUGUAACUUAAAAUGUCGAAAUAGACAAAAGACACGAGCAUCCUUUAUCAGUUCGGGUGACCUGUUAAAAAUAAUAAAUCUUGAAGAAAAAAAUUGAA
Molecule: messenger RNA, 2509 nt
Organism: Patiria miniata (bat star)
Lineage: Eukaryota; Metazoa; Echinodermata; Asteroidea; Valvatida; Asterinidae
Product: elongation factor 1-alpha
Exons: 8
Coding region: 168-1580 (470 amino acids)
Biological process (GO): translation; translational elongation
Molecular function (GO): translation elongation factor activity; GTPase activity; GTP binding
Source: RefSeq, a predicted model, not a curated record